Molecule: messenger RNA, 4050 nt
Organism: Toxotes jaculatrix (banded archerfish)
Lineage: Eukaryota; Metazoa; Chordata; Actinopteri; Toxotidae
Product: transcription factor COE3-like
Exons: 16
Coding region: 527-2179 (550 amino acids)
Biological process (GO): regulation of transcription by RNA polymerase II
Molecular function (GO): RNA polymerase II cis-regulatory region sequence-specific DNA binding; DNA-binding transcription factor activity, RNA polymerase II-specific
Source: RefSeq, a predicted model, not a curated record
UCAUUUCAUUUUACUCCUUUUUGAAGCAGUGGCUUGUUUUUUUAUCCCACUUUUCAUUUUUCCACAAUCCGCGGCUGCUCGCAUCCCUCUGAUCCCCGGCUCUCCCGCUCCAUUCUCCCGGCGUCAGGCUCUCCGGAUCCCGGCUGAUUCUCCUCCGUCUCUCUCCCGGCUCCUCUGAGAUGCUGUCCCCGCUCUCCGCUCCUCUCUCCGCCCUCUUUUAACUUCACAGAGACGCCGCUGUAAAGCCCGGGCUGCUGCGAGCCGGGGCUGGGAUCUAAAACAACCCCGAAGAAACCCAGAGGGAUCCGGGGCUCUACUCUGGAUCAGGACCCGGUACUUUGGGGAAGCUCGCUCGUGUGUCCCCCACCCCUCCUCCUCCCCUCCUUCCUCCUCCUCAUCGCUCCUCUUUUUCUCCACCUUAAUCCAGGUGGUCCUUUGGCUUCUUUGAGUGGCUGGUACAGGGAGGAUUAUUCUUCUUCUUCUUUCUUGUUUCUGGUGAAGGCAAAGCUCCCAGAAGGACACUUUGAUGUUCUCCAUCCAGGACAGCCUCCCCCGGGGGGCCCUGACCAUGAAGGAGGAGCCGCUCCCCACCGGCAUGACCCCGGUCCGCUCCUGGAUGCAGGGCGCAGGGAUUUUGGACGCCAACACAGCGGCCCAGAGCGGAGUGGGUUUAGCCCGAGCUCACUUCGAGAAGCAGCCUCCGUCCAACCUGAGGAAGUCCAACUUCUUCCACUUUGUCCUGGCGCUGUACGACCGGCAGGGUCAGCCGGUCGAGAUCGAGAGGACUUCCUACGUGGACUUUGUGGAGAAAGACAAGGAAUACAACGGAGAGAAGACUAACAAUGGAAUCCACUACAGGCUACAGCUUCUCUACAGCAACGGCAUCAGGACAGAACAGGAUCUUUAUGUUCGGCUGAUAGACUCCAUGACCAAACAGCCCAUCCUGUACGAAGGACAGGACAAGAACCCGGAGAUGUGCCGCGUCCUCCUCACCCACGAGAUCAUGUGCAGUCGGUGUUGUGACAAGAAGAGCUGUGGAAACCGAAACGAGACGCCCUCCGACCCCGUCAUCAUCGACAGAUUCUUCCUGAAGUUCUUCCUCAAGUGCAAUCAGAACUGUUUGAAAAAUGCGGGAAAUCCUCGGGACAUGAGGCGGUUUCAGGUGGUGGUUUCCACUACAGUCAACGUGGACGGUCACGUGCUCGCCGUGUCAGACAACAUGUUCGUCCACAACAACUCCAAACAUGGCCGCCGCGCCCGACGCCUGGACCCUUCUGAAGCAGCCACGCCCUGCAUCAAAGCCAUCAGUCCGAGCGAGGGCUGGACGACCGGCGGAGCCACCGUCAUCCUCAUCGGGGACAACUUCUUUGACGGUCUACAGGUCGUCUUCGGCACCAUGCUGGUCUGGAGCGAGCUGAUCACCCCUCACGCCAUUCGGGUCCAGACACCCCCUCGUCACAUCCCUGGGGUCGUGGAGGUCACGCUGUCCUACAAGUCCAAACAGUUCUGCAAAGGAGCACCGGGACGCUUCGUCUACACCGCCUUGAACGAGCCGACCAUCGACUACGGCUUCCAGAGGCUACAGAAGGUCAUCCCUCGCCACCCCGGGGACCCUGAGAGGUUACCUAAGGAGGUGCUGCUGAAGCGAGCGGCCGACCUGGUGGAGGCUCUGUACGGGAUGCCACACAACAACCAGGAGAUCAUCCUAAAGCGAGCGGCCGACCUCACCGAGGCUCUGUACAGCGUCCCUCGCAGUCACAACCAGCUGCCGUCUCUCACCGGCUCCGCCGCUCACUCGGGGAUGAUGGGAGUGAACUCGUUCAGCAGUCAGCUCGCCGUCAACAUCUCCGAGGCCUCGCAGGCCGACCAGGGUUACUCCCGUAACUCGAACAGCGUGUCUCCUCGCGGCUACGUGCCGAGCUCCACGCCUCAGCAGUCCAACUACAACACCAUCACAUCCACCAUGAACGGAUACGGAGCGGCGGGGAUGACCAACCUGGGCGUACCAGGAUCCCCCAGCUUCCUCAACGGCUCCACCGCCAACUCCGCUUACGCAAUCAAACAGAAGAGCGCCUUCGCCCCUGUCGUGCGGCCACAGACCUCCCCGCCCCCCACCUGCACCACCACCAAUGGCAGCAACCUCCAGGCCAUGGCAGGUCUCAUUGUCCCCCCCAUGUGAGGUGGAUUCCGUCAGACCCCCCUCAACCCCAGUGCUGAUGGCCCCGCCCACCUGAAACGCCACAGCAACAACAGCAGUGAAAAAUCCUUCCCAUCAUCCCUCAGUCCGACCGACUCCGUCCGACCCAGGCCACUGCACCGGAGGAAAAACGAGCUCUGGGCCAAAAUCUUCAUCCAUGAAUUCACCAUUGGACGACGACGUCAUGGCGCUCAUUCUUUCUUCUGAUGGCGGCUGAAGCCUCUGCAGACAUCAGCUGAUCUGACAGCCGAAACGUCUCCUCAGACAUCUGCAGUGGCUCCACGUCCGGGUGGCGCUCCCUCGGAGAAGGUCAGAGGUCAGGGAUAGGAACUGUGGGUGGGAGGGCAGGUGUCUGCAGUACCAUGUGUUGUGUGACUAUUUUUGUUCUGAGUUAUGAAACAGGUUAGUUUGACUUCAGAAGUCUGUGGAGCCUGAACUGGUCUCAGAUCAGUUUGAACCACUGUGAGACAGGAAGGAAGCAUGUCCACCGGGAGCCUCUGUCCACUGCAAAGACACGACCACAACAGUUCACUGGACCCGAGCACACACGGUAAAUUUAAAGGACCAUUCCCGUGGUUUUGUGUGUUUUAGUCAUUUAGUUCAGAACCUGUUCCAGCAUUUUUAAUACCUAACCUGCCGAACUUUAGACCGGCACCAGACACAAGACCUAAAACUAGGUUUGCUUUCCACUUUUAUCCAUAACUGAGCGACAGAAAUCAGUCCUCAGCGGAUCUGGUCUCAUCACACAGACAAAUGAAACAAAGACGCUGUGGAUGGUAAAAAAAAAAAAAAAAGUACACAAUUCAUGAGGAGGUCAAAUUUAACUGCCACAAUAAAUAAGAACAAUAAACGAUAAUGAAUGUGGUUGGUUCUCGUUGGAUCAGAGGCCCUCGUGGAUGCUGAACCUGAGUCGGACCAAGUCCAGAAACCAGGAGGAAUCAAACUCUUCAAACCUUUUUCUCAAUCUGGAAAAACCGUCAGACGGUUUCCAGAUUUCAAUCAGAUAUCCCACAAUCCCCUCUGCCCACGAAACCCAGUGGACCAGACUCCUUGGAACCACUGAUUAAUAUCACGUCUAACAGCCUUUUCCUUUCUGUGCCACAGCUUUUAAUUCAUGUCUGAGUCUCAUACUCUAAAAAGUAAGUUUUCUGUCCUGCCGAGGAGAGAAGAGCAAAUGUUACACUAACAUUUCUCUGAAUCAAGUCGAGGCAACACAAGGUUUUCCAUUUGUCUUUAAUUUUCAGUUUUGUUUUGGAUUUUUUUUCAUGACUGAAUCCAGUUCAGUAGUUCUGUUUUGCGGGUGUGUCGAGUGGUGGUAGAUUUUAACCAGAAAAAGCUUGCAGCAGUUUUAAUCACAUUUAGGUACCAGAUUUUCUUGUUAUUCUUCUGAUUGUGCUUAUUUUAUAUGUAUUUAUAAAGUAUGUUUUGGGGAGUUCCUUUUGUGAUUUAGGCCUGAAUGAUAGUCUCAAAUAUAUAUGUAAACACAUUUGAUGUCUUAAUACCUUUUAGAUAUUGUAAAAAGAGUGAACAAGUGAGAGGAAUUAGCCCUUUUGUAAAAACAAAAAACAUCAUGACAUGUUCACCCUGUUUUUGAAAGCAGGACAUAAAAAAACUGCUUUCAUCACUUUUGUAUAAAAACGCUUUUCCGAUACGAUAUUUAACUUUUUGUAAACAGCAUCAUUUGUGUUUCCCCUGGUUCUUCUCGUCCUUUGUGUAUUAUUGUGAAAUGUAUAAUCAUGGUUAUUUCUUAAUGCACUAUUUUCGUUGGGGCACUUAAUAAGAGCAAUGCAUCUUAGCAAAAAACAAAAAAGCUAAAAGUAAAAAAAAAAAAAAGAUGAAAGCUAGAACGAUAU